This is a messenger RNA of Menidia menidia (Atlantic silverside), 2398 nucleotides long. The record is from the annotation of a GenBank genome assembly. Lineage: Eukaryota; Metazoa; Chordata; Actinopteri; Atheriniformes; Atherinopsidae.
AUAGAUAUAUAUGAUAAGUUCUAAUUCUAGCCACAUUUUUUGAUAAGAGCACCUUAUACAUUCCAUACUGUUACUUCAUACUGGAGGAUUAAUUAUAAACAUACAAUGAGGCCUUUACAACUAUGAGUAGCAUGCGUCAUGCUGAUUCUACAUAAACAGAAAUGUCUAUUCAUGAAUGCUUUCUCACCAGGUUAUUAACCAACCUGGGAUAAUAGCUUGAUCCGAUGUUACGCUUUAAGUCUUGUGUGGGUUGUGUGCAGGAAAACCUGCAUCCAGAAGGGGAGCAGCUGAAAUCCAGGGUACGCAACCAAAACAGAAACAAACAGACAAACGGCAGGACUCACCGAGGACAAAUCAAGUCUCUUUUCACUCCUCAUCUGUGCAGCGUCCUCAGCCUCUCAUAUCAACCUACUGUGAAGGUAAAAAAAUGAGCCCUGGAAGCUUUAAAAGUGUUGGGACAGAACAUUUCAGCACGAGCAGCUCAGCAUCUCAGAGCUCCAGGUCCAAGACUCUCCUCCGCCAGCGCCUGUCCCAGCUCAUGACCUGCAUAGAGGACAUGAGCUCCGAUGAUGAAGCUGGCGAAGAAGUGUCCCGCACGUUGGACGAAGCUUUUCAUCUCUGUGGACGCUUCAUUCCCUCAGAUGCAUUCAGGCUGCACAUGGUGACCUGGAAUGUGGCCACGGCAGAACCUCCUGAAGAUGUCACCUCUUUGCUGCUGCCAGAUGUCCAGACACCCUCAGACCUCUACGUGAUUGGCCUGCAGGAAGUCAGCGCCACCCCCGUGAAGUUUAUCUCAGACCUGAUAGCGGAGGAUUCCUGGAGCCACCUUUUCAUGGACACACUGGCACCCCAAGGCUUUGUAAAGGUCACAUCAGUGAGGAUGCAGGGGUUGCUGUUGAUGAUUUUUGCAAAACAAAUGCAUCUCCCUUACAUCAGAAACAUCCAGACCACCUACACUCGUACUGGCAUCUUUGGCUACUGGGGUAAUAAGGGUGGAGUGUCUGUUCGAUUAUCCUUCUAUGGCCACAUGUUGUGUUUCCUCAACUGCCACCUGGCCGCUCAUAUGAACAAUGCCCUGCAGCGCGUCGAUGAGUUUGAGUACAUCCUGGAGACGCAAGACUUCGACAUCUUUGACACCCCUCAUGUUCUGGAUCACAAGGUGGUGUUCGCGUUCGGCGAUCUGAACUUUCGAAUCGCAGACCAUGGCUUGCACUUCCUUCGCUCGUCUAUCAACAGUGGACGCCUCAAUUUGCUGUGGAGCAAGGAUCAGCUCAUCAUGAUGAAGAAGAACGAACCAUUCCUGCAGGAAUUUGAGGAGGGGCCAUUAAAUUUCAAACCCACCUACAAGUUUGACCGUAAAUCCGACACCUAUGACACCAGAAAGAGUACUGUGGCGCUGCCCCUAACCAUGUACAGACCCAGGCCCCUGCAGCGCUGCAGCACCAAUCUCCUCUUCCUCCUCACAUCCCUCACCUGGGGGCUGCUCUGUUUCUGGUUUGGGGCCUGGUAUAGAGAGAUAGACCCACCAAGUGGUAAAAAGAGGAAGCCAGCCUGGACAGACCGGAUCCUUUGGCGGAUCAAACCCAAAGACCUGCCAUCCGAAGAUGAUGAGGAAGACGAGAAGGCUUCAACUUCUGCUGACAGUGGACUGGACGAGUAUCCAAUCCUGGUCACCCAGAACAAAUACACAAGUGAUAUGAGCUAUGGAGUCAGUGACCACAAGCCGGUCAUUGCAAAUUUCACUCUGGAGCUGCGGAAAUUCUUCGACACACCACUGGUGCAUGUCUCCUCUGUGGGAGUAUGGAGCGCAGAUGAGAAUGCACUUCUGACCUAUUCAGUCCAAGAAGACUUCUUGUCGUCCACGUGGGACUGGAUCGGCCUGUACAAGGCUGGAUUUAAAAGUGCGUCGGACUAUGAGACCUUUGUGUGGGUCAGAGAGAAUGAGCUGCCAGAAGUCAACGAGGUCAUACAGAGGUCUGUGGACAAGGAUGAGAUCCCUCUGUUGGGUGGUGAAUAUGUUUUGGGUUACUACAGCACAAACAUGCAGAGCAUCAUUGGGCUGAGUCCUAACUUCCAAAUCCAGGAGUCAAAACGUGCUGUCAUGGAAGGUCUCGUUCCAGAGGACAUCAACGGGACCAAUAAAUGCAAAUAAAUCCAGCUGCAAUGAUGUGAUUAAGAUUUUAAAAUGCUCCUGUGCAGGAUAAAAUUACGCCACACUUCCAUCAUAUGGACUGGAAAAUUCCAUUUACUAUUGCUUGUCAGAUUCACUGUUGCAGGAAUGGAAACUCUGGAAAAAUAAAAGAAAAUCAGUUUAAUAUGUGGCCAACCAGUUUAUCUGCAGGCCUUUUAGAACAAAUAAGAAUAAACUUGCCAAAAAUGCAUGGCUGCAUUCAAUAAA